Messenger RNA from Saccostrea cuccullata (small rock oyster), 736 nucleotides. RefSeq lists its product as uncharacterized. The record is from RefSeq and is a predicted model, not a curated record. The transcript is spliced from 3 exons. Bases 1 to 702 code for a protein of 233 amino acids. NCBI's taxonomy places the organism in Eukaryota, Metazoa, Mollusca, Bivalvia, Ostreida, Ostreidae.
AUGUCAGAGGAAAAUACAAAGGAGACCGUACCAGAAACACAGGAUCUUAUGCACUUAGAUGAAAGAAGUUUGAUAUGCGGUAUCUUAGGAGAUAUGAACAUUGUUAUGCAGGUAAUGAAAGAAGUGCUGAAAGAGAUUCGUGAUCUAGGAAGGGAGGCAGACCAGGAGAAAAAGAAAGAAGAGUCCCGCCAGCACCCACAAGAGGUAACUACGCCAGACUGUUUGAUAUGCCGUAUCCUAAAUAAACAGAAAGAAGUGCUGACAGAAAUUAGUAAUUUAGCAAGGGAGACAGACCACGUGGUUCCUGAUAAUUGGAGUGACGGUCUGUUUCCAGGUGCUGUCCAUUCCUGGUGGGAACUGGUGUACAAGGCGGUGACAGGAGGACCGUUUGGGGCAUACGAAUUAUUUACUUCUGACAACACUCGUAACAUAAACAAUCUUGCAGCCCAACAACUGACCAAUCAGGUCCUAGACCACUAUAAAUCCGAGGUGUUUAAUAACUGGCAAAGUAAUGAUAUAUAUAAGAUAAGAGUGUCCUACUACGCUGGGGGCACCGAGGCACAGUACUUUGUUUUUAACGCAACAGGGUCAACAAAGACGAACUGGUUUAGUCGCUAUAGAGUAUUAGAGUCUAGCUACGACAUCUCGGCUUUUGCUGUAACAACUGGAAAAGGAGGAGAAUAUUUUAGUAUAAAAGGGUAAUAAACCAUGCAUAACCUUAAUGUUUUUUGUUCUC